GUAAUGGAACAAGUGCAGGAUUCGGUUACGCAAGAAGAUGCAAACAUUAAGGCUAUUAAUGAAGAGUACAGGAAAGCCUUUAUAUUUAUCAAUAAAGGACUGAACACAGAUGAACUGAGUCAGAAGGAAGAGGCAAAAAAUUACUAUAAGCAAGGACUGGACCACUUGCUUCGAGGAAUCAGCAUUCCCUCGCAGGACCCUGCGUGUGUGGGAUCCCAGUGGGAGUCUGCCAGGGAGAUGCAACAAAAGAUGAAGGAGACCCUCCAAAAUGUUCGCGCUCGACUCAGUGUUUUAGAACAAGAUGUCUCCACUGUAAGACAUCAGGAAGCAGGAAGUCCUGCUGCAACAGGUGUCCCUGCUGAGGUGCCCAAGCUGUACCCUUCUGUUCCUUCCGAAGAGAAGCCAGAAAGACCUCCUCCACCUACUUCUCUGCUUGCACCCAGCCAGCCACCAGCGGCCAGCAGAAGUGUUGCAAGUGCGAGUGAGGGGCAAAUUCCAGCUAUGAGUCCAUCAGAUCCAAAUCCUCUCUGUCUGCCAAAUGAAGCACCUCCUGCCUACACGCCUCAAGCUGCCGAUGGCCAUUUUACUGUGUCUUAUGGCACAGACUCUGGGGAGUUUUCAUCUGUAAGUGAGGACUACUACAGAAAGUGUAACCAGCCACCUCCCCUUGAAAAUCUGGGAGUGGAUGCAGACGAGCUGAUCUUGAUUCCCCAAGGAGUGCAGAUAUUCUUUGUGACCCCUGAUGGGCAAGUUAGUGCUCCUUCAUAUCCUGGAUAUCUACGCAUCGUGAAGUUCUUGGAUGCAGACAGCGAGAUGGCCCAGAAUCGUCCACCUGCAUUUCUUCAGGUUUGUGACUGGAUGUAUCCUCUAAUGAGCAAUCAGUCUCCUGUCCUGUGCUGCAGCACUGGAGUCUACAUGUUCCCCGACACAAUGUCGCAGGUGCCAGGGUCCUACGUGGGAGUUGUGUUGUCCUCAGAACUGCCAGCAGCUGACAGGGAGCUUUUUGAGGAUUUGCUAAAACAGAUGUCCGAUCUUCGAAUCCAGGUGCCAAGAUCUCAUGAGAAAGUAGGGUUACCUUCAGAACUCCCAGCAACUGUGAGAUCACAUUUUGAAGAUAAGUUAAAACAGAGAUCUGGCCACAAAGUCCAGCCUGCAGAAGCAUCUAGUGACACGUUUAACUUGCCUGAGACUGUGCAUAUUCAACCACAAGUUGAAGGAGAGGAAAAAGGGAGAUGGAGUGAGAAGGUUGCCCAUGGAAUCUUGUCAGGUGCAUCUUGGGUAAGCUGGGGCCUCAUGAAAGGAGCAGAGUAUACUGGCAAGGCUAUCCACAAAGGAGCUUCCAAGCUGCGGGAGCAUAUUCAACCAGAAGAAAAACCUCUGGAAGUCAACCCAACUGUAGCGAAGGGGCUUCAUGUAGCGAAACAGGCUACGGGAGGAGCUGUAAAAGUCAGCCAAUUUUUAGUUGAGGGAGUGUGUUCUAUAGCAAGCUGUGUUGGAAAGGAGCUGGCUCCACAUGUGAAGAAGCACGGCAGCAAAUUAGUUCCAGAAUCCCUUAAGAAAGACAAAGACGGAAAAUCCACUUUUGAUGGAGCGCUGGUGGUAGCAGCAAGUGGAGUUCAAGGGUUUUCAACAGUAUGGCAAGGUUUAGAAAGUGCAGCCAAGUGCAUUGCUAAAAGUGUUUCAACUGAGACUGUAAAAACUGUCAAAUACAAGUAUGGAGAGGAUGCUGGCCAUGCUACAGACAAUGCUAUGAAUUCUGCAAUCAAUGUUGGCGUGACAGCGUUUAAUAUUGACCACAUUGGGAUCAAAGCUGUUGUGAAGAGAACAGCAAAAGAAACUGGCCAUGCUGUGCUGGAUGAAUACAAUGUACUGGAUAAGGAGAAAAAGGAUAAAAUAUGA
This is a messenger RNA of Tinamus guttatus (white-throated tinamou), 1899 nucleotides long. RefSeq names its product spartin (gene SPART). Gene Ontology annotation, biological process: negative regulation of BMP signaling pathway; cell division. The record is from RefSeq and is a predicted model, not a curated record. Gene Ontology annotation, cellular component: plasma membrane. NCBI's taxonomy places the organism in Eukaryota, Metazoa, Chordata, Aves, Tinamiformes, Tinamidae.